Molecule: messenger RNA, 4824 nt
Organism: Chinchilla lanigera (long-tailed chinchilla)
Lineage: Eukaryota; Metazoa; Chordata; Mammalia; Rodentia; Chinchillidae
Gene: Dync2i1
Product: WD repeat domain 60
Biological process (GO): intraciliary transport
Cellular component (GO): cytoplasmic dynein complex
Molecular function (GO): dynein heavy chain binding; dynein light chain binding
Source: RefSeq, a predicted model, not a curated record
GUUUAUAAGAAACAGAAGCAGCAGGAACUGUAACAGGAACUAUUACCUGGGCACCUAACAAACUGAGGUGUACCGGUGUUGGGGAGUCACCUUCUACUACAGUUAGGAGACGCACUUUGCCAUCGCACUGAGGCUCACAGAGCCACUCAUGCAAGUGAGUCACCCUUUUUGGCCGAGGUCUCAAGACGCUGUGGGAAUGAAGUGCAUUACUGAAUGGCUACCACUUAGUUUGGUGUCUUGCUUGGGGCAGUCACUAAAUUACAGCUGUCGUAGAAGUGACCUUUCCUGCCUUCACUUCCAGUCAUCAGUAAAGACAGGGACAGAGCACAAGCAAACAUGAAAGGCUUAUUGGCUCUCAGUACUACCACGAGGAGUGGGCUUUGUGGCCUUGUACCCGCCUCCAUUGUAAGCUGGCUCAGAACAGCAUGCUCCCUAAAACAGCACGAACAAAGUAAAUUUCCCCUCUGCAGGAGGACGUGGGGCCAGAAGCUCAGAACACCCCUGGCACAGGCGCAGAGGCCCCGCUGUGAGAACGCGGCAGAAGACUGAGGACUACUACAGCCCCUGCCUUGCUGAAGACUGGCUUUGUGUUUUUAUGCUCCAAAUAGAAUAAAGCCAAGCCACAGUCUGCUUCCUUUCUUUUAUGCCUCGUCCAAAGUCUCUUUCAACAACUACUUUACAGAUACUUUGAUUCCCAUCUAUCUUAUGUGGUGGUUUUGAUCAAAACAGCACGUGAAGGCAGCAUUCCUGACACAAAGCCUUAUUUAAUUCUCCCUUUCCGAGCACUGCACCCGGGAAAUACUGAGGCAGCGAUACAGUUCCCCACAAAGUUGCCGACAGGCGAGGACCAGCGACCCCUCGGCGCUCUGCUGCUCCUGCCUCCCAGUGCGACCGGUCGCGGUUCGGCAGGCGGACGCGGGACGGGCUCAGGAGCCGAAAGCCACCGCCCGCCCUUUCCUAGCUCCGACCCUGCCGGCACUAAGAAUCGGCGGUGCGCAAGCGCACUGGGAGUAACUCCGCUGUCCUGGCAGGUUGCGACGUAGCAGCCGGGGAUGCGCAGACGCACUGGGAGAGGAUGCGGGGGUGGUGGUGGUGGUGGGACUGGCGGGAUGCUGACCGCUCGAUCCUCUGCUGCUCCUGCCUGCCAGUUGCUAGGAGUCCGGGUAAUGCGCAGACGCACUGAGGGCAGCUGUGGAGCAGGCCGGGCUCGGCACUCUGCUGCCCUUGCCUACCGGUUGCUAGGAGUUGUGGACGCCGCGGGUUGGCCGCCGCCUAGCAGCAGGCCCCGGCCAUCCCCCGGAGCUGGGGCUGGCGGGUUCGUCUCUUUGCAGGUGGUCCGCGCCUGGCCAGAGCCGAGGGCACCGCGCUCUCCCGGGCCCGUGAGGAGCGAUGGAGCCUGGGAAGAGACGAACCAAAGAUGAUACUUGGAAAGCAGAUGACCUCAGGAGACACCUCUGGGCUGUGCAGUUGGGUGGUGCCAAGGAAGAGAAGAAGCACAGAGAAAAGCAGCUACAUAAGGAGUCGGAAGUGGACAUCCCUGACCACAAAGAGCACAGGGAUCCAGGCCGAGAUGUACAGAGGCACAGGGACAGGGUCACUGACAGAGAUGCCCGUACCUCCAAGGAGAAUCCUCAUGGGGAGAGGGAUAGUGAGAGACACAGGGAGAGAAGGAAGGAUGCAAAAGACUGGGAGAAAGAGAGGCUGAGAGAGAAACGUCGAGAACAAGAUGCAGAGAAGUCUCACAGCAAAGCCAAGGACAGAGAAAAGGAAAAGGACAGAAGGGCGAGGAGAGAGGAGCUCCGGCAGGCCACCGCCCACCACGACCUGCUGGACAGGGUGGAGAAGAAGGUGCGCUCAGUAAAUAAAGUAAGAAUUGAAGAGAAAGAAAGGAGAGGUGAAGACCCUGAAGGAGGGGAUGAAGAUAGAGAAAGAAGAUACCGGGAGAGAAAGCUGCAGUAUGGCGACAGCAAAGACAACCCUCUCAAGUACUGGCUCUAUAAAGAAGAAGGGGAGAGACGACACAGGAAGAAACAUGGAGAAAAAAGCAGCACCAGAGAAAAAAGAGAAAAGUACUCCAAAGAGAAGAGUAGCUCGUUCUCUGACAAAGAAGGGGAAGAAAGACGCAAGGAGAAGCGACAUAAAGAAGGCUUUCAUGCUGAGGAGGAGAGGCACCGAAGCAAUGUGGAGAGGAAAGAGAGGUCGUCAAAGGAAGAGCACAGGAAGAGGGAGCCCGAGAGCGGUGAACACAGAAAUCGAGGUGCACAUUUGAGAAGAGACGGGACUGGCAGCCAGCAUGCAGAGAACUUAGUAAGAAGUAAUGGGAAAGAGAAAGACUCGAGAAAGAAGCACAGCCAUGAGGAAGGCCUGGCUGCUUGGAAGUCAGCUCCGAGGCAGGGAGCUCAAGAAGCUGUGGAAAUUGAGAAGGAAGACAUUGAUUUAGAGAAUGCUGGAGUUGAUGAAUACCCUGUCACUUUUGAAGAUGAUUUUGAAGACUAUGAAGAUGAUUUUGAAAUUUGUGAUGGAGAUGAUGAUGACAGCGAGUCUGAAUCAAAAGAAAAAGUUGAAGAACUUUCUCUAGCUCGAAAAAGGGAAAUACAGGAAAUUCAAAAAGCAAUUCACGCAGAAAAUGAAAGGAUUGGCGAGUUGUCUUCACAGCGCUUUCAGAAGCAGGGUUCGAUGGAGCAUGCCAAGGACUCCUGGGCAGAUCCAAACAGUUCCCCUUCCAGGGCCCCUGUUUGUGGAAUUUUUGUGGAUUUUGCAACAGCCUCACACCGUCAAAAGAGUCGGACUCAAGCUCUUAAGCAAAAGUCAAGAAGUACAACACUACUUCGGCUUAUUGACUUGGAUUUUUCAUUCACUUUCUCUCUCUUGGAUUUACCACCAGUUAAUGAAUAUGACAUGUAUAUCAGAAACUUUGGGAAGAAAAAUACCAAGCAGGCAUAUGUUCAGUAUAAUGAAGAUAAUGUUGAAAGAGACAUUCAGACUGAAGACAUAGAAACCAGAGAGGCUUGGACCCAGCAUCCUGGAGAAGGCGCCAUUGUGUCUGGAGGUGAUUGCUGUUUUGCUUGAAGAGGACCGUUUGGCCGCUGAACCCACCUGUAGUCCCAGGGAGCAAGACAGCACCUUGCUGAUCAGUGAUAGCGCCUGCCGGUUGGAUACUGGCCUGCCAUUCCUUCAGAACCGGAAAGUAUCCUGCUUGCACGCCUCUCAAGUUCAGAGACAGAUGAUGGUCUCAGUCCAUGAUUUACCUGGAAAGGCAUUUGCCCAGCCCCUGGACCUCAGAUAUAUCCUCUGCAUUUGGGAUAUUUGGCAGCCCUCAGGGCCCCAGAAGGUCCUGAUAUGUGAGUCCAAGGUCACGUGUUGCAGCUUUAGCCCUUUUAAAGCAUAUCUGCUGUUUGCCGGAACUGUGCAUGGCUCUGUAGUUGUGUGGGAUUUGAGAGAAGACUCUAGGAUACAUCAUUAUAUAAGGCUGAGCGAUUGUUCUUGGACCUUCAGGACGCCCACAUUUUCCACUGAUGGAGUCCUGAUGUCUGUAAACCACCAGAGUCCUCUUCAGGCGGUAGAGCCCAUCUGCACAACUCCAAGCAGGAAGCAGAGCUUUGUGCUUUCGCCCUUUUCUACUCCGGAAGGAGCAUCAGGUUUGUCAUUCCACAUUGCUUCCUUGGACGAGAGUGGGGUUCUCAAUGUGUGGGUGGUGGUUGAAUUGCCUAAGACGGAUAUUGCAGGUUCAGUAAGUGAUUUAGGCCUCAUCCCUGGAGGGAGGAUUAAGUUGGUGCACAGUGCUGUGAUCCACUUGGGUGGCAGUCUAUCUCAUAAAGGUAGUGAGUUUGGGGGUCCCACACAAACCCUGAACAUCAAAUUUCUGCCUUCAGACCCUAGUCACUUUAUCGUUGGCACAGAUGUGGGUCUUAUAACUCAUGGCACAAGGCAGGACUUGAAAGUAUCUCCCAAAUCCUUCAAACCUCAGCAGUGCGCGUUAGGAGCAGUAAAGGUUAAUGUGAUCGACUUCUCACCAUUUGGAGAACCGAUAUUCUUGGCUGGCUGCUCAGAUGGCUGCCUCCGGCUACACCAGAUGAGCUCCGAGUGGCCACUGGCACAGUGGAACAGCAGCACCAGGGGGCACGCCAUCACCGGCCUGCAGUGGUCCCCCACACGGCCAGCUGUGUUCCUGGUGCAGGAUGCUGGGUCCACCGUGUAUGUGUGGGACCUGUUGCAGAGCGACCUGGGCCCUGUGGCCACACAGCCCAUCUCCCCAGACAGGCUGGUGGCCAUGACUGUCCUGGGGGAGCCGGAGAGGCCCAGCGGCAGCUUCCUGGCCCUGGUGCUGGCCAGGGCCUCAGGCACCGUGGACGUGCAGUACCUGAAGAAGAGGUGGGCAGCCACCCAGGCGGAGGAGAGCCAGUGGCUGCGCCUGUUCCUGCAGGAGGCUCCUCUGGAGCGAGGCCGUGGAGGCUACGGGCAUAUCGGGAGGGCGGAACUUGUGUAUCCCUGAGAGUCAGUCUUACAUCUGUGUGCACUGUACUCUGUAUAUAGCAUAUGCAUGUCCUGUACAUAAUUUCUUUUACAGAAGAUUACUUCAGUAUUGCCAGUCAUUAUUUUUGAAUGGAAAUAAAUGAACAUUUUUAUACAUACUAAACUUCAGGAGAAAUACCGAGUCAUGUCCAGUAUGCUCUUUUCUGAGGGUAUUUCUGGUUAUUUUUAGAAGGGCUUUAAAAUAUCGUCACAUUUUUAUUAGAUUUAAACAACCCACCAUGAAAAUGUAUUUUCCUGGACUAUUUUCUUAUUCAUGCAUACAAUGAUGAUUAAAGGGAACUACUCCACUGA